AUGCGUAAAUACAUGAGCAAACGGCAAAGACCAUGCGACUUCUGCCGUUCUCGCAAAACAGCAUGCCGGAUCGAAUCCUCACCUCCAUGUCGGUUAUGCCAGCAAUACGGGAGAGAAUGCACCUUUGUAGAGGCUGCGAGGCCUCGGAAAAGGCAGCAGACAGCCGAGACGAGCCCUGGAUAUCAUGAUGCAAGCAACGAACAUGGUUCCUCUAACGAAGUUAUCGAGGAGCCUAUCACGCCGUUCAACCCUGAAGAUAUCUCACCAGCAGAAUCAAGCACAUUUCCCGACAUCAACAUGGACUUCCUUCAAGAUCUUGAUAUGGACGGUCCUGAAUAUCAGUUCAUGUUUCAAACACCAGAUAAUGACCCUCCACCAACCACGGCUGAGUCGACAGAUGACCAAUAUGGAAAGAUACAUCCCCUUCUGGAUGGCCAUGAAAAUCUUCACCCCGAAACCCUCGGCUUGAGUGGAGAUAUGGAUCCUUAUCUCCUCCAGCGAUAUCAGUCAGAUGAACAUGGCACGUUCAAGUUCAAGCAGCUUGCGAUACGAUCAGUGAACAACAGCACGCCAGUUCAGUUUCUCAUUUCGCAGCCAUCCUUGUUUACUCAAAGUAGGAGAGAGAAUGGACAUACUGGCGCGUCGAUAUCAUCACAACGAAUGGAGCUUGAAAAAGCCAUUUCGCAAACUAUGGGCAGGAGGUUGAUUAGUCUUUACAAAAGAUUCAUCGCACCGCAUUACCCAAUAUUCUCAACAGAGUCUCCUCCAGAUCCCCCCACGAGUGAACCUUGUUUGUUGGCAGCUAUAUACUCAAUCGCUCUCCCCUUCGCCAUGUACGACGACCAACUCUGCAUUGACAUGGCCUAUGACUCACCCGAUGCUGAAGACCUAGCACGUCUGAUCAACACUUCAGUCGCUUUCGAUAUGCAUUCACCAAGUAUUUCAACCGUUCAAACUCUAUUCCUGCUCAUCGUUCGACCAUCUGCAAACCCACUUGUGUCAGAUGCAUCGUAUCGAUGGACAACAAUGGGAACGCUAGUUUCAGCAGCUACAAACAUUGGGCUGCACCUUGAUCCCUCCCUUUGGAAUAUUCCAUCGGCUCAAAUAGCUGUGAGACGAAGACUGUCAUUUUUUAUCUUCGCGAUGGACAAGUGGCUAGCAGCUGCUUUGGGGAGGCCACCGCAUAUCAACCGCAAGAAUUGGCUUAUAGACGAGCUGUCGACUCAAGAUGAGCAUGCUUCUGGCCUCGAUGCGCUGCAAUGGGCUGCUGCAAUGGUCUUUUCAGGCCUAACAUCCUCCUUAGCCUCUACUCUCGAUCAUCUGUAUCUUACUCAGCGGCCAGAAGACAUGAAAGCAACCGUUCUUGAGCUCUCCAAGACUUUGGAACACAGAAAGACCAACGAAGCAAUGCCAGCAGACUCAAGCAAUGACAGGUCGAUGCCUGGAAUGGCUAUUAAGCUCGGCUACUAUUACACACAACUACUGAUACUGCGCGCUGCCGUGCACGCCCAAAGUUCUCACCCUUUAACAACCACCAAUUCGGACCAAUGGUCUCCACGCGAGAGCCUGAAGACAGUUCUCGAACAAUAUUCUGACUUUCUCAAAACUCUCAAAAGCGACGAAACAGCAGAGCACUGGCCGCCUUGGUGCCAAAGUGCAUUCUCGUCUCUCUGCUUCGCAAUGUUGUUCAUGCUUGUCUCAGCCACUACCUACGAAGAAGCGCUUUCAUCGAUGAAGCUUCUUCAAGCGACGCGGAAGCAGAUGCGUCUCAAAGCCAAUGCCUUUGUUGUUAUCCGAUUGGGCCUACUGAGGAUGGAUGCCAUCUUUUGGCGAGGGGUCGACCAAGUCCUCAGAUUGGAACCGCACGUGAAGCUUGCGCUGGACGCGUCAAAGCAGGCAACAUAA
Fusarium fujikuroi IMI 58289 is the source of this 1905-nucleotide messenger RNA. RefSeq names its product DAL81-transcriptional activator-like protein. Gene Ontology annotation, cellular component: nucleus. The transcript is spliced from 2 exons. Bases 1 to 1905 code for a protein of 634 amino acids. Gene Ontology annotation, biological process: DNA-templated transcription. NCBI's taxonomy places the organism in Eukaryota, Fungi, Ascomycota, Sordariomycetes, Hypocreales, Nectriaceae. Gene Ontology annotation, molecular function: DNA binding; zinc ion binding; DNA-binding transcription factor activity, RNA polymerase II-specific. The record is from RefSeq and is a predicted model, not a curated record.